UUCUAAGCUAGGAGUCAAUGUUGUCUAGCCUUGUAGCAUCAUCUUACAUUCGACGGGAGCAAAUCCCAUGCCAAAUAUUCGAAGAUUGCUGUCCUUCAAGGUGUUCAGAAGACUCUGCUUUAUUUUGUCAGCGUCUUCACCUAGAAGGACUAUGUCAUCUGCAUAUUCUAAGUCAACAAGAUUUUUCCCUGGUAACAGGUCAAUCCCUGAGUCUCUGAAGUCAGUUAGGGUCAAUUCUAUUAGUACAUCUAUGAUGAAAUUGAAUAGAAAUGGGGAUAGUGGGCAUCCCUGUCCGACACCACUAGUUGUCACCACUUCAGAUGAUGACUCGCCAUAAGCUCUUACCUGGCUGCAUGAGUUCGAGCAGACUGCCUUGAUCAGUGCAAUGCAUUUUCUCGGCAUUCCUUUCACAGCCAAACAUCGCCAUAGUGCCUCUCGACUGACAGAAUCGAAUGCCACCUUUAGGC
Molecule: messenger RNA, 467 nt
Organism: Trichobilharzia szidati
Lineage: Eukaryota; Metazoa; Platyhelminthes; Trematoda; Strigeidida; Schistosomatidae
Source: the annotation of a GenBank genome assembly